GUAGGGGGCUGGUAGGGGGAAGCGGGGCGUUAAAACCGUCCCCUCCCUAGACCCCACUUCAGAGGGUGCGAUAGAGGGGAGGUUGGGGUUGGAGCAGCGGCGAGGGGGCCCCUCCCUUGCACCCCCCCCCACCGGACUUGGUCGCGCCCGAAGUGUAACACUUUCUCUUUGUCGGAGGAUCUGUGCUGUUUUCUGUGCUGGAGCUACAGUUGUGGCGACGCCCGUGGCAGCCCUGGCGGACGCAGGAGCGAUGGCAGCGACCGAUAUAGCUCGCCAGGUGGGUGAAGGUUGCCGAACUGUCCCCCUGGCUGGACAUGUGGGGUUUGACAGCUUGCCUGACCAGCUGGUGAAUAAGUCAGUCAGCCAGGGCUUCUGCUUCAACAUCCUGUGUGUGGGAGAGACAGGUUUGGGCAAGUCCACCCUCAUGGACACCCUGUUCAACACCAAAUUCGAGGGGGAGCCAGCCACCCACACACAGCCAGGUGUCCAGCUUCGGUCCAGUACCUAUGACCUCCAAGAGAGCAACGUGGGUCUAAAACUCACAAUUGUUAGCACAGUGGGGUUUGGGGACCAGAUCAACAAGGAGGACAGCUACAAGCCCAUCGUGGAAUUCAUCGAUGCCCAAUUUGAGGCUUACCUGCAGGAGGAGCUGAAGAUCCGCAGGAUACUGCACACCUACCACGACUCCCGCAUCCAUGCCUGCUUGUACUUCAUCGCCCCCACGGGUCAUUCCCUGAAGUCUCUGGACUUAGUGACUAUGAAGAAGCUGGACAGUAAGGUGAACAUCAUCCCCAUCAUUGCCAAAUCAGAUGCAGUUUCUAAGAGUGAGCUAACAAAGUUCAAGAUCAAAAUCACCAGCGAGCUUGUCAGCAAUGGGGUCCAGAUCUACCAGUUCCCUACAGAUGAUGAGUCAGUGGCAGAGAUCAACGGAACCAUGAAUGCCCACCUGCCUUUUGCUGUCAUUGGCAGCACAGAAGAACUGAAGAUAGGAAACAAGAUGAUGAAGGCCCGGCAGUACCCUUGGGGCACAGUGCAGGUUGAAAACGAGGCCCACUGCGACUUUGUGAAGCUGCGGGAGAUGCUGAUUCGGGUCAACAUGGAGGACCUCCGGGAGCAAACCCACAGCCGGCACUAUGAGCUCUACCGCCGCUGUAAGCUGGAGGAGAUGGGCUUCAAGGACACCGACCCCGACAGCAAACCCUUCAGUUUGCAGGAGACGUAUGAGGCCAAAAGGAAUGAGUUCCUAGGAGAGCUCCAGAAAAAAGAAGAGGAGAUGAGACAGAUGUUUGUCCAGAGAGUCAAAGAGAAAGAAGCUGAACUCAAAGAGGCAGAGAAAGAGCUGCACGAGAAGUUUGACCGUUUGAAGAAACUACACCAGGAUGAGAAGAAGAAGCUGGAGGAUAAGAAGAAAUCCCUGGAUGAUGAAGUGAAUGCUUUCAAACAGAGAAAGACGGCAGCUGAGCUGCUCCAGUCCCAGGGCCCCCAGGCUGGAGGCUCACAGACUCUGAAAAGGGACAAAGAAAAGAAAAAUUAACUCUGCUGUUUGCUGCAUGCUGCAUGAGACCCAGGGUCCCGGUAAGCCUUAUUAACUCUAAAUAGAACUGGCAGUGGCUUCUAGAACAUGUCUCCCCAAAACCUGCCCCCCCAACACACUUAUCUAAUCAUAAAGGAAGUUGCUUAAUUGUCCUAGCUGGUUUCCUCUUGUGACUUAGAAUAUGAAGAAACAGUCUGGUGUGGUUUCAAGUAUAUAUGUGGAAUGUUUGCCUGCCUGAUUAAAAGUGGGGUAUUUUCUGCCUCUAGAACAGCUGGCUAGCAUAGGUAGAUCAACAUUUGAGGUUUCAGUUUUGGCCAUUUUUUUCUUAAAGAGCCUUAAUCAUUACUUGCAUAAUUAACUAGACUAUAGUGAGGAGGGAAACUGUUGGGUUCAGGAGAUCUGUCUUGCAGUGUCACAGUGGCAUUAACCUCAGUUUUGGGAAUGUUCCCAGCCAACUGAACUUGCUUCUCUGUCUGCCUCUGGUGGCUAUCCAAGGGGUUCAAGUUCUCAAAUUUCUUUUGGCUAUGUAACCCCUCAAGAUGAUAAUAAAAGUGGAAGAAAAUGAAGAGCUCUCAAAUAUUAUAGAGAAUUCCUUAAAUUUAAUUCUACAAGUACCAGCUUUAUGAACACCUGCCUUUGCUGAGAUGGAUUCCUGAGGGCUAGGUGUUGUAUCUACAGAAGUGAGUACAGCAGUCCCUGGCAUCACGUAAUUUAUAGGUUGGUUAUAGCAAUGAUUAAACACCUUCUAUCUGUUCUACUGUACUCAGGUAGUAGGUAGGAGGGAACAUAAAUAUAUUUAAUUUAACACAAUUAGACUUUUUACUGGUUUUUGAACUUUACCAUAGAAACUUUCAAACCAAACAAAAGAAGAGAGAGGAUAGCUCAUUGCAGCCCCAGGUACCCACAACCCAGCCCCCAAACAUAGAGCCAAUUCUGUCUCAUCUAUUACCCCAAACCUACUGGAUUUUUAUAAAGCAAAUCCCAUAUCAUUUCAUCUAUAAAUAUACUAUUAACAUGUAUCUCUAAGAGAUAAUGACUCCUUAAAAAAAAAAAACCAAAACAACACAACCACAAUGCCACCAUUAUCACACUUACAAAAUUAACAAUUUAUUAGCAUAAAAUUCCUAGUCAGUGUUCAGAAUACACCAAUUGUCUCAUAAAUGCCUUUACAUUUGGUUUGUUUGGAUCAGGGAAUAUAAAAUAUUGAGAAGACUUCUCCCCACUCACCAGUGUAGUUUAUAAUUUAAAAGGAGAGCCUGCUGUUAUCACCAAACUGAUUGCUACAUCUGCUGCACUGGGGACUUGGAGCAGCUGGUAAAACAUCGUAUUUUCAAGCAAAUCCCAACGAGGAAGUCCAUAGAGGCUUCUGACACAUAAGGCCAAUGAAAUUGGGCCAAAGGAAAGAACCCUAAAAUAACAAUGAAAAGAUUUAUUGUCUAGCUUAAAGGCAAGUCUUUAGAGCUCCUGUUAGUUGACUGGAAUUAAACAGCAGAUUUUCAUUUAGGAAGAUUGUGACUUCAUAGAGUGUCCAGUGCUGUGGUACCAGUGCCUAGCAAAGUGUCUGACACCUGUAGAAGCUCAGUUCACAUGUAUCUUCUUUGUUUCCCAUUUCCAAUGAGGAGAGCAGGGAAGAUGUAUCCCGGUAAGUUAGAUUUUAGUUAAUGAAAUUGAAUUAACAUGGUUUGACACAGUUUGGUUCAGGUUUCCUUGAGUAAAUCACUGAUAGUGGCCAUCACUAAAAUGAAUUCUGGCAAAACUAUACUUAGAGCCUUACUUUAUAAGUGAGAGACAAUUGGCAAACAGCUGGGACAGCCAACCCCAACCCAAGUAGGUUGGCUUUUCCUGGCAGGCUUCUCCCCACCAGACCACAAAAGAAGUUCCAAACCAAAUAGGGGGGAAAAGGCCUUGGCUCUCUGGGAUCCGAAAGCAGCAAAGGCAGUCUGUCCCCUCCCUAAAGCCCUCAUUCCUAGGGGUAGAUCACAAAGGCCACCUCUCAUUAAUCAGAGCAAAGCCUACUGUUCUUCACUGAUUUUGAAAUUGCUUGAGACACUACUUGUAGCUGUCUG
This is a messenger RNA of Rhinolophus ferrumequinum (greater horseshoe bat), 3600 nucleotides long. RefSeq names its product septin 6 (gene SEPTIN6). The transcript is spliced from 10 exons. The record is from RefSeq and is a predicted model, not a curated record. Gene Ontology annotation, cellular component: microtubule cytoskeleton; septin ring; cell division site. Bases 251 to 1534 code for a protein of 427 amino acids. Gene Ontology annotation, molecular function: GTP binding; GTPase activity; molecular adaptor activity. Gene Ontology annotation, biological process: cytoskeleton-dependent cytokinesis; cilium assembly. Lineage: Eukaryota; Metazoa; Chordata; Mammalia; Chiroptera; Rhinolophidae.